GGCUCAUACCAUACCAUCUCAUGUCACAACAGUCAAGCUGAAAAGGAGAUGAAGUCCAGAUCUACAGGAUUCUUAGCUCUCGCUGAAGAACUCCAAUCUUAUAUUCUAAGCUUUCUUCCUUACCAAGAUAUUCUACGUUGUACAUCUGUAUGCAAGGCCAUCCGCCAGACGUACACGUCCUCAUCCGAGCUUCAGUACAUCACUGAACUCGGUGGCCAGCAAUUGCUCCCUGUCCCCGACACAGGUCUCGAUAACUCAAACCACACUUCAAUUUCCAAGCGCCUACAACUUCUGCGAGACACAGCGCACGCAUGGUUCAAAUUUGAUAUCCACUCUUCCAAAACAAUUUCUAUACCAGACCAAUUCCAAGACGCGAAGACAUCUCUCGCUGACGGGCAUCUCUGCUUAUUCAACGAAGAUGAACAAACGGCCAAGAUUUUUCCCGUACUGCCAAAACCUUCACAACAAAAGAUCGAGCGCAGUUGGCCUUCAGGAUCACUUUGCUCAAUUCCAUAUGCGGAUAGUAUCGAGGUGUUUAUGGACCCGGCGCAAAACUUGAUUGCCAUUGCGUGUAUGAUUGCUGAUGAAUCUCCUGGGAUGGACUCGGACGGCAUGAGGUUGUAUAUCGACAUUGGGGUUCUGGACGGAGAUGGAGAUGUGCACCCCGAAGCUGCUGGAAAGACGCUGUUUCUGUCGGGGCUUCCAACAUGCGAGGACGGCCUUUAUACAAUAGAAAAUUGGAAGCUGGAAGGUUUGGGGAAACAUAUCGCUUUCCGGCGCUCCCUCCUGGUUCAUGAAGGUGGCUAUAAAUUCGGCGAGGAGAUAUGGUUCUUGCAAAUUUGGGACUGGAAACAUUCAACAACGUCCAGUUGCGUGCUCAGUGACACAAUAAUAAAUCCAGAGGUCGGGGAGUCGCUUGAUUUUUGUUUCCUCGGAAACGAUAGACUGUUGAUCGUCAGCAAGGACUUGAGGCUCUAUUCGAUUGAGGAUCUGUCACAGGCACCUCGAUUGCUGGCCUGCUUCUUGAUGCCUGUAUCAGUGACGGGCAUACAAUGCCUCCUUCCAAUGGACGACAUUGCACAUAGUUCACAACUGCAAAUGCAAACCCAGCGAACGAUGUGGACCUCAGAUCCUAAAAAUCGAAUAUUAUCCCUUAUCACACGCACUCGGGAUGCCACAAACUCAAUCACAUUCAUCAUUUCCACUAGGAUUUUCUUCGAUCCCCAAGCUAAGGUCUUUGAUGGAAUGGCAGAAAUACCAUGGGAACGUUGGGGUCCUCUACAUGCUCGUAUCUUCGUGCAUAACUGGCGGUGCAGAGUUGGUGUUAGCGGGAAUCGAGUGUUACAGGCAUUUCCUGUAACAGGCGUGAGAGCGGAAGAUCAUCUGGAUGGCUCGGAUUAUAAGUUACAUAUGAUGGACUUCAGCCCAUUAGCUGUUGAGCGCCGGCAGGGUUUAGGAAUAGUGGUGAAAGAGCCGUCUACGAUAGAAAUCGCCGAAUCGUCAGAGACAUUGACGACGUGCCUGCCUUACGUGGAAGUCGUGUCGGAUAGAAUCUUUGGUGCCGACCAGGUGCUGGACAUAUGGGUUGAUAAAAACAGGAUUUAUUUGCCCAAGUUGAAUUCAGAGGAAUCAGAUAGCGUAAGUUCUUGCGUUUUCAACCAAGUCUAGCAUGCUGAUUUUUUAUCCAGGAUGGUAUAGACGAGCUUGAGGU
Molecule: messenger RNA, 1711 nt
Organism: Suillus bovinus
Lineage: Eukaryota; Fungi; Basidiomycota; Agaricomycetes; Boletales; Suillaceae
Exons: 3
Coding region: 49-1668 (539 amino acids)
Molecular function (GO): protein binding
Source: RefSeq, a predicted model, not a curated record